ACACGAUUCCACAGACGUUAAAAGCUGUGAUUGACUUACCGCAUACAUAACGGUCUCUCUCUCUCUCUCUCUCUCUUCAACUUCUUUCUUUAUUCCCAUUCGAUUCUCAUAUUCUUAGAUUCCUCACCUCCAAUCCCAAAAUUUCGAUUCUUUCCUCUUCUCCAGACUCACUGAAACGAUACCCAUUUCCACAAAUCUCAAUCCCUUUCUCCAAUCUCUCUUCCCCGUCCGAUCCUAGCCUUUCUUCGCUCACCCGAGCUGUUGAUUCUGCCCCACCAUGCUCUCUCUCUUUCUGGGUUUUCUCCUCGGCGCCGUUGCCAUCGUGGUUGCCGAGUUAUGGCUUCUCGUUUACCUUCUUGAUCGAUUGAGCCGGAAGAGCAAAGAGCCCAAAGCUUCCGAUUCUCAAGCGGGCUGCGACCUCAAUGCUGAAGAAUCGAUCUCGUUCUCUUUCAAUAAGCAGGGAGCAAUAUGGGUAUUAGAUUCGGUCCCAAAAGUGUUACCAAAAGAAUCAUCAACGAAAGCAACCAAGGAACAGAAUAGCAAGAAGGAAAUUGUGGAGGUUUUCCCUGUCAAAAAGUAUGCGAAGAUUAAAGAUCAAUUGCUUAUCCUGACAGAUUCCAGUGGUUCUCAAGCAAAAAUCCACCUUGUGGGUUGCGUAAUAGUUGCUGUUUCUGCCUCAAGCUUAUCUUCAAGAAAGUGGGCCAAAAAGUACCCUCUUAAAAUCGAAAACCGUAAAUCAGUAGUUUAUAAUGGAAGCAACACUUGUUACAUAUAUCUCGAGACUUCUUGGGAGAAGGAAUCCUGGUGCAAAGCCCUCCGUCUUGCCUCCUGUGUAGACAAGGAGAGAAUAAACUGGCACGUCAAGCUGAAUGCGGAGUUCCACAAUUAUGUGCAAGCCUUAAAUGUGGAAUACCCUUCAUUUAUGAAGCCUGCUGCAGGGCUUGGUGAGCCAACAGAAAGAGAGAUUAGGCUUGACGGGUCUUCUUCAAAGGUUCGCGUUUUUCUGAAAAAGCUUGCCAAGAAGGCUUCUAAGGGUGGUGCUGAAUGCAAAACAAGUACAAUGUCACCAACGGCUCGUGAAGAGAGAAAGAUCAUUGACAAGUUCCGUUCUGCUCAGGACAGAUACUCGCCCUCUGCCUCAGUAAAGUCUUCUUCGUCAGAGAAAACUGCAAACAAUGCCUUGGAAGAAGAUGAUGUGGUGCUACCAUUGCCAUCGACAUUGGAUCAUUCAGAUAGCCAUGGCUCUGUCCUUUCUGAGGCAGAUUUUGAUGAAAAGUUUGGUAAUGAUGAGGGGACCCUUUGUUGGAAUUUGUUGUUUUCGCGGCUCUUUUUCGAUGCCAAAAGAAGUUCAGAGAUCAACAGUUUCUUACACAUACACAUUCAGAGGAUGCUGUCUAAUAUGCGGACCCCGAAUUAUGUUGGUGGAAUCACAUGCACCAACCUGGAUAUUGGGAAUCUUCCUCCUUAUAUUCAUAACAUAAGGGUUCUUCCCAUGGACAUGAAUGAGGUGUGGGCUAUGGAAGCUGACAUCGAAUAUUCUGGUGCUGCGAUAAUGUAUAUCGAAAUGAGGCUUGAAGUACGUGAACCUGACUUCCAAAAGGGCUUAGCUAAUACGAGCAUGGACGAAGGUGCUGGAGAAGCUGCUGCGGAUCUUUUUGAGGGCAUUGAACGGUAUAAGGAUCAAUUGAAACUCUCAAGAGAUUCAGUGAAUAGAAUGGAGAAGAGCGAUCAGGGAGAUAAAUUAGAUGGGUUGAAAACCUCAAAGAGCACUAGUUGGACCUCAACAUAUGUAUCAAAGUGGAAGUCUAUUCUAAAUUCUCUUGCUGAUCAAGUUUCACAGGUACCUCUCGCUUUGGCAAUAAGGGUUACGUCGUUUCGAGGGACGAUAAGAUUACAUAUAAAGCCACCCCCUUCAGAUCAGAUAUGGUUUAGUUUCACUGCAAUGCCCGACAUUGAUUUGAACCUGGAUUCUUCUGUGGGAGAGCAUAAAAUUACCAAUGCACAUGUUGCUACACUCAUCGGCAGUCGGUUUAAGGCAGCAAUACGGGAAACUCUAGUACUUCCAAAUUGCGAAAACAUAUGCGUUCCAUGGAUGAUAGGGGAAAAAGAGGACUGGGUCCCACGAAAGGAUGCCCCCUUCAUCUGGGCUCAUCAAGAAGCCAGUGACUCAACAGGACGUGAUCCACCCAACUGCCAGCCUGCGGAAGCUAAAACCAAACUUAACACUAACAAGGGAAGUAAACGUGGAGGCCCAGGUGAUAAUCUAGACGAUGAUCAUGAAAAAUCAAAGAGCGUGGUAUGCACAAAACCGCCAAGUGCCGAGCCUGCUCCAGAGCCAACCUCUUCCUCUCAACCCGGUCCUUCCAUGGUGGUUGCUAAUGAUCAAUCCAUCCGUGAAAGAUCUUUGGAAGAUUUGACAAUACCGCUCUUACAAAGCAACCAAACGCAAGAGAGCUGUGGCCAGAGCAGACCUGAGAGUCCAAUGAGCACAUUAGGAGCAAUUGCUAUAACGGGAGAUGAACAAGUUCAGCCAAAGAGAGUAGGGAGGAGAGCGAGGAUGUUGGAUUUAGGGAAGAAGAUGGGGGAGAAACUCGAGGAGAAGAGGCGCAACAUUGAAGAAAAGAGCAGGACUAUUGUCGAGAAAAUGCGAGGACAUGAUAUCUGAGGGCAGCCUGCGAACACUUAGAGGUCCAUCCUGUUUCCUGUCUAGCCACGAGCAAUCCCAUGAUUUGAAAAUUUGUGGUUUUGAUUAGUUCGGCGAGCUUGUCUUGAUGGGUACCAUCACUGUUCAUCCUCUCUCUCUCUCUCUUUCCUCUCUCUCUCUAUUUUUGAGAAGGAUAGAUUGUGAUAUAUAUAUAGACUUAGACUUCUGAGUGUGGUCUGGCGAGAUGAGAUAUUGUAUAGAGGCCAUACAGGGUUUAAAAGCAUGUACUGAUGAUUCAAAGGGGUGAUUUGAUUUUUACUAUGAUCU
Messenger RNA from Magnolia sinica, 2971 nucleotides. RefSeq lists its product as uncharacterized. Gene Ontology annotation, cellular component: endoplasmic reticulum. The record is from RefSeq and is a predicted model, not a curated record. The transcript has 7 exons. The coding region runs from base 278 to 2665 and encodes 795 amino acids. Gene Ontology annotation, molecular function: lipid binding. Lineage: Eukaryota; Viridiplantae; Streptophyta; Magnoliopsida; Magnoliales; Magnoliaceae.